This is a messenger RNA of Topomyia yanbarensis, 438 nucleotides long. Its product is annotated as DEAD-box helicase Dbp80-like. Gene Ontology annotation, molecular function: ATP binding; nucleic acid binding; RNA helicase activity. The record is from RefSeq and is a predicted model, not a curated record. The coding region runs from base 1 to 438 and encodes 145 amino acids. NCBI's taxonomy places the organism in Eukaryota, Metazoa, Arthropoda, Insecta, Diptera, Culicidae. The transcript is spliced from 2 exons.
AUGGCAAGUGCUGCCGAUAACUGGGUCAAAAAGGCGGAGGGAGGAUCAGGAAAUUUCUGCACUCGCCCGGCGGAUGCAAGUUUGCUAAUUAAACUUAUUCGCAAAGGUCUAGUAGAAUCAAAGCUGGAUCUGGGGGUGAAGGAUCCUUCUUCGCCGCGAUACUUGGUUAAAACUUUCGAAGCUUUGCACAUGAAUUCGGAACUGCUUCAGGGAGUCUAUGCUAUGGGUUUCAACGCUCCUUCCAAGAUUCAGAAGACGGCUCAACCUACUCUGUUGGCCGAUCCGCCACAGAACAUAAUCGCCCAGAGUUGGUCGGGAACAAGAAAAACCACUGCCUUCGUGCUGGCAAUGCUCAAUCGAGUCGAUCCGUUGAAAAACUAUCCGCAGGUGAUUUGCCUUUCCCCACGUAUGAACUGGCAAUUCAGAAGGGGAAAGUAG